Molecule: messenger RNA, 207 nt
Organism: Cantharellus anzutake
Lineage: Eukaryota; Fungi; Basidiomycota; Agaricomycetes; Cantharellales; Hydnaceae
Exons: 1
Source: RefSeq, a predicted model, not a curated record
UCUAGUAAUUGGAUUGCAUUCUUGGCCAUUACUUGUACCUGGGUAGACAAAGAAUGGGUGUUGCAUGAAACUCUCCUAGACUUUGUUGAGAUUAAGGGGGCUCACAGUGGGGAAAAUCUGGGCCACACUGUAUAUGCAACGCUAAAGGAGAUGGUCCUGGUCCGGAAUAAGGUGUUGUACUAUUGUUCUGGUCUGUUAAGCCCCUGA